This is a messenger RNA of Argiope bruennichi, 5125 nucleotides long. RefSeq names its product run domain Beclin-1-interacting and cysteine-rich domain-containing protein-like (gene Rubicon). Lineage: Eukaryota; Metazoa; Arthropoda; Arachnida; Araneae; Araneidae. The transcript has 18 exons. The record is from RefSeq and is a predicted model, not a curated record. The coding region runs from base 184 to 2520 and encodes 778 amino acids. Gene Ontology annotation, molecular function: phosphatidylinositol phosphate binding. Gene Ontology annotation, cellular component: intracellular membrane-bounded organelle.
GUAGGCGAGUGUGUCAUGAGAAUCAUGUUUUCUUUCGUAGGUGCUGUAUUUCCUUUUCAACUGACAACACGAUGAUUGAGUCAUGGUUUCGUAAUUGUAACAAUUUUAUUCAAUAUCUUGUUCAGGUGGAAAUAAAAUGCUGAGAAAUGGAUUUCUUCUCUGUAUCAUAAUUCUUUUACUAGCAUGCCCUUAAAUAGCUCUGAAGGGAGCACCUCUGUGAAGUGUGAUACACAUCCUUCAAAAUCACCACACUAUUCUAGAAAGAAGCGCCUUAGUAGUCAAAAACGUUCCAAUGCUCUAAAAGACAAACUAAAUUUGAAGCAAGAAUGUGUAUCAAGUCGAAACAAUGAUGUGUCAUUUAAAUCUAGUUUGUAUGACCAUUUUGUGGAAUUUUUGCCUUCUGUAACUGUGGAAAAGUUCAGCCAGUCAUCUGGACAAGCUGAUUAUUCUUCAAAUAGUCAAAAUCUGAAACGUAGCUUAAGUUUUCCAAUGGUUUAUUCUAAGUCUCACAAUAAACAUAUUCUUUCUAAAAGUUUUAGUUUACUUGAUAGUAAUACUAAAACUUCUGCUGUUCCAUUUUCAAAUGUUCAUAGCCAACCAGAAUUUUCAGACAAUUCUGUUGAGUUUUCUAAUGUGAAAAAUGACAAUAUAUCAACAAAUUUAUUUAGCAGUAAUUCUACAACAAAUGUUGCUAGUGGAUAUUCUGUUUCUCGAAGAAGUAGUACUUCUACAAUAUGCGAGAGACACGAAAGUAUUGGUUCCGAGUUUAGUCAGAUAUCUAUUAUAGAUAUGAAGGAAAUAGAAUCUCUUGAUGUACUCUAUGGACAUUCAAAUUCCAGCUACAAAAGAAAAGUGCACCAUUCAAGAUCUAAAUCUGAUGUUUCUAUAUCAUCUGUUUAUCUAGAAGAUGCAGGGCAUCCUGAUGUGUUUUCUCUACCCAAUUCAUUUUCUGAGCUGACUGUGCCUCCAAAGAAAAGUAUUUUCGAAGGAAAACAAGUAGUUGUUCCUACUGAAUGCUUUUUUCCACGUCCUCGACAGGGACAAAGCUUGACAAGUUUCUUAUCUUCAAAUGACUUUAAUAUUUCUGCAGAACUAGACAGAGAGAAUGCUCAUUUUUGUAUAUCUGAAGCCUUAAUUGCAGCUAUUGAACAUAUGAAAUUCUCUCGUAUGCUGAAAAUUGUAGAAGAUGAAAAUGACAGUGAUGAAGAAAUCAGGAAAUUGAAACAGAGAAUUAGAAUUCGUAAAAGAGAGCGUCAAAGAGAAGAACAAUUGAAAACCUUUUUUUUAUUAAGUGAUGGGAGAACUGAUACAACAACUAGUCAAAGUGCCUCACCCCCUGCAUCGUCUCAUUCAUCUGAUUUUGAGGUUGAAAGCAUUGGUAGUGAAGAUGAAGUAGAAGAUUUGGAACUUUCUGCCAAAACUGAUUCCAAUUUAUCCUCCAUGAAAGAAAAUGGCCUAUCAUUAUCAAUGGCAUCACUUUAUUCAGAUGCUGAUCUUGCAAAAGGGGCAUUAUCUUUUGAAGAUUCUGAAAAAAAAUUUCAAGAUUCUGAUACUAAUAACUUAUCAGCAGAAUCUGUGGCAUUAUCUCUUUUGAGAAAAUUUUCUGAGAAACAUUUACUUAAAGCUUCAGAAUUAAAAUGGCUUGUUUCUGAACAGGAAGCACCUCAAAGACUUUUACCACUUCCAAAUUCAUGGCCAAUUUCUCCUGAUGCUAUAGAAGAGGAAUAUAAGUUGCGGUUAAGAGGAAAUUUUGAAUGGGCUCCUCCAAGACCACAAAUUAUAUUCAGCAUUCUGCCAAGUUUGAAGAGGAAAGAGAUAUUAGAAAGGCAAAAGUAUAGAUGUGCUGGAUGUGGCAUGAAAAUUGAAAAAAAUUAUGUCAAUAGAUUUCGAUACUGCAAUUAUUUUGGAAAAUACUUUUGCCAAUGUUGUCAUAGUAAUGGAACAGCCUACAUUCCUGGUCGUAUACUAUGGAAGUGGGAUUUUACCAAACAGUAUGUUUCAAAAUUUGCAUGGGGCCUUCUAGACCAGAUGUAUUCUGAUCCACUUUUUAAUGUUGAAGAUAUUAACUGCAAUUUAUACCAAAAAGUUAGGCAACUAGACAAUUGUCGAAUACUCAGGACACAGUUAUUUUAUUUAAGAAACUUUAUGAAUACAUGUAGAAAAGCUGAAAAUAUUCGAGACUUUUUGAAAAAGGAAAAUCAACAUCUUAUGCAAGACCCUCAUAUGUAUUCCCUGAGUGAUUUUGUACAGGUAAAGAAUGGGGAGUUAGUCAGACAUCUUCGUCAUCUAGUGAAUCCUUGUUUAGAACAUGUAAAACAAUGCAUCCUUUGUCAGGCAAAAGGUUUUAUCUGUGAAAUCUGCAAUAAAGAUAAGGACAUAAUAUUUCCUUUUCAAUUAGACAAAGUUGUUUUAUGCCAAGUAUGUGGAUCUUGCUUCCAUAAAAGAUGCUUUAAAAAUGUUAAAUGUCCUCGAUGUGAAAGAAUUGCAAAAAGAAAAAGUCUUCUCAAGCAAGAAAAAUAAGAAAAAAGUAUAGAAUAGAACCUUACAGUCAAAAGAAGUGAUAUGUGGUGAUAUUUUAUGUAUGAAUAGCAGAGUUUCCAAAAAUAUCAUUGGCAGUCCUCAAUUCCAUGUCUACUUUUCUUCAAAUCAGCCAUGACAGAAGAUGCCUGUCUUUCCUUAUUCUACUGCACAGUGUCUCUUUUUUGGCUUUUAUUGCAUAAAUAUGGAUAGAAUGUGAAGACAUGUUUGUUAGUGAGCAAGAGGAACUGUUUAAUUUGCAUAAUGUAAAUUUACCAUUCAAAAACACUUUUAAGAAUUCUAUUUAUUACCAUUGGAGCAACUAUGUAAAUAAUUAAUUAAUUAAAAAAUUGUACAAAACCAAUUUAUUUUUGAUUCAAAGAAUAUCCAAAAUGAAUGCAUGAAUUGCUAUAAUUGUAUAGUUGUUAUAUCUACUACAAGCUAUCUAGUAUUCUCAGUAUAAACUAAUUACUUUUAUAUACAACAAAAAUUAAUUUAAACUUUUGAACAUAUAUAAUUUUUACAGAUUAAUAUUUAAUUUGGUAUUAUAUAUUUUUCUUUCAUUUUGUGUCCUAGAUUUGAUUACAUAUGGUGAGUUGCACGAUGGUAAAUUCAAUUACUCUCAUUAAAAUAUUAUAAUCCUUUUUUUAAAAAUUUAUACUUAAAUACGUACUGAAGUAGAUAUUGAUUUGAUAUAGAGUAAUCAGAGUUUAUGAGAAAAACUUUUUAUUUAAUAUUAAUAUGCCUAAAGUUUACCAUGAAAAAAACUAAGUAAUAUCUUUAGUAAGAAUGCUUAUGUAGGUAUGCAAUUGCUGUAACUAACUUGAUAUAGAUAGCUAUGAAAAAUUGUCUGCAUUCACAAGGUUAUUUUAAUCAUAUUUAUUGGUAUUGUUAUUUAAUAAUUCUUGGUAGUUUAGUAAAGAGCUUUUAAGUGGAUAUUUUUUUUUCCUUGUUGCAUAGAAAAUUUAAGUUACUUUGAGUGGAACAUGUGUGAAACUUAUAUUAUUUACUUAAUGAUAACUGUCAUUUAAUUUUAGAAAUUAUAAAUUUUAUUGGCAAGUCUAUUUUUGAAAAAAAUAUGUUUCAUAAUUGAAAUGAUUAAUGUUUUUAUAACCACUGCAUUGAAGAAUGAAAUCUUAUAUGAAAUUUCAAAAUUAUAUACAGCUAUAUACAUUCUUAAUAGUCUUUUAAAAAUACCUUCCAAUUCUUAAAUGCUAUUAUUUUAAUGCAGUGCAUUUUGCUGGCUAAAAUUUUUCAGAUAAAAUUAAAUUUUUUUAUUAAUGGUUUUAGAUAAAUAUAAAACCCUACAUUGCAUUUAGUUUACAUUAGAUAAAAAAAUUAAUUGCAGUAAAUUUAAAACAUUCCUGUUAAUCUUUUUUAUUGUAAUUCUGAGCAUUCUUAUGGGGAUUGCUAGGCACAUGCUGCCAAUGUUUACAGUUUGAAAGUAUUAUUAUAAUUGUUAGAUUAAUCAAUAUAGUAUUGAUAUUUUUAUGUUAUUCAUUAAUAAUAAUUCAGGAAUUAUAAUUAUGUUAUUCAGGAAUUAUAAUUUCAUUUAAGUUUAGUGCUCAUUUAACCAUGGUUUCAUUGUAGAGGAUGUAUUCAGAUUUGAAUAAAUUUAUGCUAUUUCUAAAAUGAAUGAGUAAGGGCAAAAUUAUAAUAUGAUAAUUAUAAUUAUAAUUACAGAUAUUUUUGUCAAGUGAUAUAAUAUUCAACCAUACAUGGGAGCUUUGCUGAGUUACUGUUUUUGAGCAAAUUUUUUAAAUUAACGAACCAUUGGAAUGAAAAUGAGAGUUCCUAUGCUAUAAUGAUCAUUAUGUUAGUUAUGCUUUACAAAUGUCAUUUAUGUUUCUAGUUGAGUGUAUAAUUGCUAUGCAUAUGAGAAAUGCAUAGAUUGUUAUGCUCUAGAUUAUAAUCUGGAUAUUUUUUGUUUUGAGUAUAUUUAUUUUUCUAAUAUAUUUAAUUUUGACUUAGUGGCAUAGUAACAGAGACAGACAUGUAAAAACACGGUAUUAGUGUUUUUAUUUCAUAUUUUAAAACUAAAUAUAAUGAAAGAGAUGACAAAAAUUAUCCUGGGUGCCAUUGAACCAUGGUAUGCCAUUAAUGACCAAGCAAAGUCCUGAUUUGUUAUGUAAGUUUAUGUAUAAGAGUUGUUAGUAUUGACUUAGAUCUUGCUGAAUUAUGGCAUAUAAUACAAAUUUACUGCAAAAACUAAGGCUAGAUUUUAGUAUUGAAGAUCUUGCUUAUUUGAAAAAGAGAACAAGAUAAAAAGGCAUAGGAAUGAGUUAUUUACUACGAUAUUUUGAAGCCUUGUAAGAGUAAUUUGUUAAUUGCUAUAUUCUUGGAUUGCAAUCAUCUUAUUAAUAAUGUAACAUUAUUAUGAAAAAAUAUAGAAGUCUUGUUAAUUUUUGUCUAAUAUGAAAGUAUUUAUGGCAUUAUGAAAGUUAAUGGUCAUUUUACAACAGUCUGUUUGGUCAUAAUAAAUAGAAAAUUUUAUAUUUGGUAUAUGGUUGUUUGACCAAGAAAUUAAUGCCAUGUUAAUCGAGCUUACAGAAAGUGUGAUUAUUUUAUAAAUAAACCUAUUUGUAUUUAAAAAAAUAAAGUAUUUUAU